AAAACUAAAAAUACACCCGAUAAAAUUUGAUUUUAUCCAUUUUUGAAAGGAAAAAGUUGGAUCAUACAAAGAAUCAUUGUCACAAUCAAUCCAUCCCUUGUGAAAGGGUAAGAAAAAUAGAAAAAUUGAAAAGGUUGGUUCAUUAGUUAUCUUUGUUUGGGCACGACACGAGUGGAGAGUAUGGGAUCAAUUUUAGUUCCAUUCCGAUCACAAAAAUGGCGGUAACUACAAUUCCUUCAUAACUGUAACUGUACGCGAACAACAACUCAUUUCAAUUCAUCAAUCAAUCAAUCAAAAUCCGAAUUGCAACUAUCAAUAACCAUGUCCACAACCACAAUUUCUUCUUCACUCCCUUUCUCUCUCCCAAUUAGCCGCCACAAUUCUAGGGUUUCUCGCAUUUCAUUCCAAUCAUCAUUCACCUUAUCUACAAACAAAUGUAGAGUUUGGUGUUUUAGGAAUGAAAACAAUCCACCUGAGACUAAUGACUCCGAGUUCAAACAAGAUAAAUUAUCAGAUGAUUUGGUGAAGUUUAAAGGGGAUCAGUCCAAAGACUUGAAAAAAGAUUGGCUUGUUUCUCUUCAUACGAUCAUAAAUACUGUUCUUCGUGUUGAACCCUGGAAAGUUCCUUGGACAGCAAAGACCAUUGUUCAGGUUAUGCUCCUCUGGAUUGCCUCAUUCUGGUUAGUAGGUUCUUGGAUAGUGCCAUUUUUAGCUUACACAGCUGGGUUUAGAAAGGAAACUCUUUCAUACAGAGGACAAGCAUUGUACAGCCUCUUGACAGAUGUUGCCGAAGGUGUGGUUGGGAUAGCAAUACUUCAUCGCUGUCUUGCAAAGUUUAAACCACUCUCAUCUGACUGGUUCAAAUUUGAACUCAAGGGGAAGUGGCAGUUUGAUGUCGGUUUAGGCUGUCUCAUGUUCCCCCUCAUCAAUCAUCUGUCACAAAUGAACCUAAAUUUGUGGCCUGUUCUUCAAUAUGCUCCAGUUACGGUCUCAAGUGUAGAGCAAUCCAUUGUAGCAAGAGACCCUGUGGCAAUGGCCCUCUAUGCAGUGGUAGUUACAGUUUGCGCCCCAAUAUGGGAGGAGGUUGUCUUUCGUGGUUUCCUUCUCCCAUCUUUAACCAGGUACAUGCCUGUGUGGAGUGCAGUAUUAGUUAGCUCAGUAGCAUUUGCCUUCGCACAUUUUAACAUUCAAAGGAUGCUUCCCCUUGUAUUGCUUGGCUUGGUUAUGGGUGCUAUCUUUGUACGGUCUAGGAACCUCUUGCCAUCAAUGUUGUUGCAUAGUUUGUGGAAUGCUUUUGUAUUUCUUGAUCUCAUGAAAUAAUAUAUAUAUUUUUCACUCUUCUUUA
Trifolium pratense (red clover) is the source of this 1345-nucleotide messenger RNA. RefSeq lists its product as uncharacterized. Lineage: Eukaryota; Viridiplantae; Streptophyta; Magnoliopsida; Fabales; Fabaceae. The transcript is spliced from 4 exons. The record is from RefSeq and is a predicted model, not a curated record. Gene Ontology annotation, molecular function: metalloendopeptidase activity. Bases 322 to 1320 code for a protein of 332 amino acids. Gene Ontology annotation, biological process: CAAX-box protein processing. Gene Ontology annotation, cellular component: membrane.